GCAAGCAAGUUGUGUAGAUAUAAUACACACAUUUUUUACAAUAAAACAAAAUAAAAAAAAGGUAAAUACGGCAUUAAAUGCGACAUUUCCACGGCCGCGCCGUUUCCCAUGUUACCCCUCUCUCUCUCUCGGGAGAUUCUGCGCACAUAUAUAAGCUUCGUCCUCCAUUUCUCUUUUAGUUUCUGCAUCGCCUAAUUCUGCGCAACACGCGGAGAGAAACUCUCUCUCUCUCUCUCUCUCUCCGUCUUCCAUUUCUCCUCUAGUUUCGAGAUCGAUUUUGAAUUUCUUUGCUUGUUGUGAAUACUGACGAGAAACGAAGGGAUCUCUGGUUCUUAAGAGGUCAGAUUCGUGGUUUGAGUUGUUUUUUCUGAUCCGAGGAUGGUGGAUGUAGUUCCUACUAUUCAAUCAAUCGGCUUUACGUCGCCGGAAUCUCGCCGGAAGAGGCGGGGGAAAUCUGAGGCGGAGACACGGCGAUCGAUCGGCGAAGACCAGGCGAGGCGUGGGACGAAGAGAUGGAGAACGGAGCGGGAACAACAGAUCUACUCUUCGAAGCUCGUCGAAGCUCUCCGCCGAGUUCGACGGAGAUCCGGCGACUCUGACAAAAUUUCCAGCGAAAUUAGAGAGAUCCGAGAUGCGGCUGACCGAGUUCUCGCGGCGUCGGCUCGUGGUACGACUCGGUGGAGCAGAGCGAUCCUAACGACUCGAGUCCGAGCGAGGCUGAGGAAGCACAAGAAAGCGAAGUUGACCAGGAAAGACCGGCCGAGAAUACUGUCGGAGACGACGGCGGAGAGGUCAACGAAGACGAAAUUACCGGCGGUUGAGAUGAAACUGAAGACUCUCGGCCGGCUGGUUCCCGGUUGCAGGAAAGUUUCAGUACCAAAUCUUCUAGAAGAAGCAACCGAUUAUAUCGCGGCUCUAGAGAUGCAGGUUCGGGCCAUGACGGCUCUCGCCGACCUCUUAGCCACCGCGCCGCCGCCGUCAACCGGAACUUGACGGCGCUUAGUUGUGCCACGUGUUAAAUAAUAAUUAGUUCUCUCUCUCUCUCUUAAGAUUUUGUCGACCAUAUAGAUUUUUUUUUAUUUAAUUCAUGUACUUAUUUGUAUAUUACCUUUUAUUUUCUCUUCCUUUUGUCGUUUUUUGUUUUUCUUCAGUCAUUCAUUUGGUACAGCCAAAAAAAGAGGAAAAAAGUCCCUUUCGUUCCCUCUUAAAACGGAGAACCUAAUAAAUUUAA
Tarenaya hassleriana is the source of this 1231-nucleotide messenger RNA. RefSeq names its product transcription factor bHLH149-like. The transcript has a single exon. Gene Ontology annotation, biological process: regulation of DNA-templated transcription. The coding region runs from base 379 to 993 and encodes 204 amino acids. Gene Ontology annotation, molecular function: protein dimerization activity. The record is from RefSeq and is a predicted model, not a curated record. NCBI's taxonomy places the organism in Eukaryota, Viridiplantae, Streptophyta, Magnoliopsida, Brassicales, Cleomaceae.